AUGCCUUCCUUCGGCUCAUUCCUCAAGAAGAAGCGGACAAAGGAGGGCAGCUCUGACCCCUCAGCCAAAGCCAGCACCAGCACCAACACCAGCACCAGUAACGGCAAUAGCUUGAGCGCUGCCCACCCCACCAGCCCCGUCGCACCCACGCCGGGCUCGAGGCACUUGGACUCGACACAGCCGCGAGUGACGCCCGGGUCGAGCACGAGUGCCACAGGUCCAGCUCCAACAGCUACAGGUCCAGCGGCUACAGGCGACAGCAAUCACUUCCCAGGUGCUCUAGGCCCAGGUCCAGGUCCAGGCACCGUCGCCGUCUCGCCUGGCUCCAUCUCGCCGUCCGCAUCCACUCCAGCUCCCAUUCCCGCCUCCGCACCCGCGUCCUCCACGCCAGCUCCUGCGCCGGGCUCGACUUUGACCUCGACAACCUCGCCUCUGCCAGCCUCGGAUCAACAAGCCUCAACUCCCGCUCCCUCUCUUGCCGUCGCCGCCGCCGCCGCCGCUGUUGCCGCGCGAGACCCGGCCACGGCCGCUCCUCCCACCGCUGCUCCUGAUUCGGACCGCCAGCCAGCCAUGAAUCCCGUCAACGUUCAGCCGCCUCACUCGUACGCGCCGGGCCACGACUCGCAGAACCUCCCCAGCAUCAGCAACCUCAUCAAUUCGCCCCAGAAUGACGGCUCGACCAACGGCUACCCCCCCUCGCCGUAUCAGAACACCGCUGCCGUAGGCUCCCAGAUGGCCGACCACAAUGCCCAGCUGCAGCAACAGCAGCUCCUACAGCAGCAGCAGCAACAACAACAACAACAACACUUGUCGUCGGAAAUGCAGCUCGAUCCUCCUCAUCAGCAACAGCAACAGCAGCCGCAACAACAACAACAACAACAACCACCCCAACAGCAGCAGCAACCUCAACCCCAACAACAGCAACAGCAACAACCCCAGCAGCAUCACCAGAUCCACCACGGCCACAGCGCAUCGCUAUCCCAGCCCCGCGUCACCAAGGGCAAGUAUUCGCUCGGCGACUUUGAGAUCCUGAGAACGCUCGGCACCGGUAGCUUCGGCCGCGUUCACCUGGUCCAGUCCAAGCACAACCAGCGCUUCUACGCCGUCAAAGUGCUCAAGAAGGCCCAGGUGGUCAAGAUGAAGCAGGUCGAGCACACAAACGACGAGCGCCGCAUGCUGAGCGACGUCAAGCACCCGUUCCUCAUCACCCUGUGGGGCACCUUUCAAGACUGGAAGAACCUCUACAUGGUCAUGGACUUUGUCGAGGGCGGCGAGUUGUUUUCGCUGCUAAGAAAAUCCGGGCGGUUUCCCAACCCGGUCGCCAAAUUCUACGCCGCCGAGGCCACGUUGGCAUUGGAAUACCUGCACUCUAAAAACAUCAUUUACCGCGAUUUGAAGCCCGAAAACUUGCUGCUGGAUCGGCACGGACACCUGAAAAUCACCGAUUUUGGCUUCGCGAAGCGGGUGCCGGACAAGACGUGGACGCUCUGCGGAACACCAGAUUAUCUGGCUCCUGAAGUGGUCUCUAACAAGGGCUACAACAAGUCUGUAGACUGGUGGUCUCUUGGAAUUUUGAUAUACGAGAUGCUUUGCGGUUACACGCCGUUCUGGGACAGCGGCUCUCCCAUGCGCAUAUACGAAAACAUCCUCAAGGGCAAGGUCAAGUACCCGGCGUAUAUCAACCCGGAUGCCCAGAACCUGCUCGAGCGGCUCAUCACGGCAGACUUGACCAAGAGACUGGGCAAUCUGUUUGGAGGCUCACAAGACGUCAAGAACCACCCGUGGUUUGCAGAAGUCACGUGGGACCGGUUGGCGCGCAAAGACAUUGAUGCUCCAUAUACGCCGCCAGUCAAGGCUGGAUCCGGCGAUGCCAGCCAGUUUGACCGAUACCCCGAGGACCCUGAAAAGUACGGGGGUCCGGGCGGUCAUGAUGAGUGA
This is a messenger RNA of Trichoderma aggressivum f. europaeum, 1938 nucleotides long. RefSeq lists its product as uncharacterized. Gene Ontology annotation, cellular component: nucleus. The coding region runs from base 1 to 1938 and encodes 645 amino acids. The transcript is spliced from 3 exons. Gene Ontology annotation, molecular function: ATP binding; protein serine/threonine kinase activity. The record is from RefSeq and is a predicted model, not a curated record. Gene Ontology annotation, biological process: protein phosphorylation. NCBI's taxonomy places the organism in Eukaryota, Fungi, Ascomycota, Sordariomycetes, Hypocreales, Hypocreaceae.